AUGGAGAAGGUUUGCGACCUGCCUCAGAGUCCUAUAUGGAACUGGACUGCGAAGCUCUCACCGACCUCGAGUGGGACGUAUACCUCUGUUCCGUUCCCGUCGCAUGUUCGGAACGCGUUCAAGCGCUCGGGAGCCACGUUGACGGAGCGACACGACGCUACAGGCGAGCUGGUUCGUUUACUCGACGACCUCUCCACAGAGUUCCGGUGGAUAGCAGCACGCACUCGGGAAAUGUUUGUGAAAUCGCUAGAGUCGACACCUUUUACGCCUCGGUUAGUCACACAGCAGUUGUACUUUGCACUGUGUCACGAUGGAUAUGCGUGUCUGUUGGUUAGUAAAGACCAGAAGGAGCCGAUGUCGAUACCCCCGGAUAUGCCGUCCGGGAGUUAUGUGAUUGUGUUAGUGAGUCUGGAUCUUGAUGAGGAGCUUGCGCCCUCAGAAGGCCUCGUGGGCUCCCUCUUCUCCGUCUACAAGCGAAAGACCGCACCUGGCCGAGCCGGUCGGCGCGAGGACUUGCAAGUUUGCUUCGCUGACCAGGUAGCGGCGGGCUAUGCACUUUACGGUAGUUCCACACAGCUCUGCUAUUGCAUGCGAGGCAAUCCCGGAGUGUAUCGCUUUGUUUUGCAUCCAGUGGCCAAGCAGUUCUUCAUGUGUCGAGGCGGCCCGAUCGAGUUCGGUUCCGAGUACGAUCGCGGUCGACAGCGCUUGCAGACUGUACUCGCUGUACCGACGGAAGCCGCCGGGACCUCUACUGUAGCCUCGGAAGCGAGUGCGCAUGUCGUCACACCGAUACUGUUUGCUGCUCGAGAGCUUUUCCUCGGUGAUGACGCCUUAGCACAGACCCUGCGUCAUCUGGCCGACCAGUAUGAGUAUAGCGCCGUUCACACGGGUUGUCUGAUCGGAGAUUUUCAUACAUUAAUGCAGCGAGGAGGCAUUUUAGUUGCGGAUAACGUAGACGCCCUGUGCGAAGCAGCUCCAAUGGCGUAUCUGGCCGAGGAGGCCGGCGCUCGAGCAAUCGACCAGCGGGGCUGUCGCAUUCUCAGCCAAAAUCUUGGUGGCGAUCACCCGCUCCACACCAGAACUUGCCUAAUUAUCGGGUCGCCAACUCAGCUGGCUCAGUUUGAACAGAUUCUACAAGAGUACCAGUCGGGCGCAACAUCGGCGGAUACUUGA
Molecule: messenger RNA, 1173 nt
Organism: Cyanidioschyzon merolae strain 10D
Lineage: Eukaryota; Rhodophyta; Bangiophyceae; Cyanidiales; Cyanidiaceae
Product: similar to fructose 1,6-bisphosphatase
Exons: 1
Coding region: 1-1173 (390 amino acids)
Biological process (GO): fructose 1,6-bisphosphate metabolic process; gluconeogenesis; sucrose biosynthetic process
Cellular component (GO): cytoplasm; cytosol
Molecular function (GO): fructose 1,6-bisphosphate 1-phosphatase activity
Source: RefSeq, a predicted model, not a curated record